CAAUGAAAAGGAAAGGAAAAGGAAAAGGAAAAGGAAAAGGAAAGGAAAGCAUUUUAUCAAUGCGCGUGAAGCGGGCCCGGCCAGUGACAUGCUGUGUGGACAUUCCAGUGGGGGACUGCUGCUCUGAAACUCAAGACUUUGGACAGUCUGAAAAAACGUCACAGCGGAACAGAGCGGAACGGUUCGUUUUUCUUUUCGGUUCGGUUGUGUUUGGAAAAUUGACGGUUGUUUACAUUCGGUUCCUGAAAAAAUUCGGUUCUUGACAGUCGCUGACUUUCGGUUCCGAAAGUUCGGUUCCGAAUCGAUUCGGGACCUUUCCUGAACACUUCAAGUGGACCAGGUUUGCCAACUACUUCCCGGAGGAUUUCCCAGAUUCCUUGGAGUUUUGGAAUCUUGCAGGCAUUUUGCUUCAAGAUCAUCACGGAGACCGCCUGAAUCCAAACAAGUGGUGUACUCAAAAGCAAAAUGACGACACGGACGGAGGCUACCACAAAUCAUGCAGGCACUCCACAAAAUGGCACGUUUGAGAGUUGCACAUGGUCAUGUACUCCGCCGCACCAAACAAGGGCAUGAUAGUUCAGCUGCCUGACGCAGUGUACACUGUGCACGCUCCCGAGGAAAUCCCAGCAGACAAGAAGUUCUUUUGGAAAAAUCGAGACAAUGACUAUGUGCAACUGACUCUUCCUUUGCCUCCAGGAUAUGUUCAUGGCCCACUUUGGUCUAUCAACGUCACUGAUGGUGAGCAAACUCGUGAUUGCAUGGGUGCCGUGCGCUACCCGUGGCAUGGCCUGGUAACUGGUCCGAUCAGUGCAAGUCCCGGAUCAUCCUCUCGUCAAGCACGACACACACUGUGGGUCGUGUUUGAGCACAUCCCUGAGGUCAUCACUGUGCCAACCCCAAUGCUGCAAUAUGUGACAAAUGCAUGCUUGCAGAAUGUGGUCGACUGGCCCACCAAGGCCUGCGCAGCCAAGGUCAAGGACUUUUUGGGGAAGGAUCAGAGAGAUUCAAGUCACUCAGUUGCCGCCACGUUUCAUGCCCUGGUGGCUUUGGUUGCUUUGGUGGCACUCAGGAAGUAACCAGCCACCCCACAGUUCACCCUUCAAGGAUGAAAUGGCAAUGAUUUGUAGAGUUCUCUUUUGGAGCCUACCUGUGGGUAGCCACUGUCAAGAGUGCAGGGGCUACCGAAAUUGAUGCAUGCUUUGGCUGAGCCACCUGAUCCUGGUUCAAGUUCACAGCUUCUUCAAUUCUUAGCUACGCUACAGUUUAAACAAAGCAAAGCCAAGCCUCCUGGCCCUUGUACGGAUCAUAUUCCUGCGUUUCAACAGACAUAGUUGAAACAUGUUGAAACGUUUUUGCGGGCCAGGGCAAGUUAAUUGAUUUGAGCUGAUUCUCGGCUACAAUCAUGAAAAUGAAACUGUUUGCUGCUCGAAGCGACUUGUAAGCUAUGGGUAGUAGGUUGUUCACUUAUUCUAUUUCCAGGGUUGUCCAGUACUCGUAUGUGCCAUGUUUGUUUCUUUCCAUUGUGUCAAGGAGUUGAUAGGAGUUGUAAGAGUCCAUCAUUUGCUCCUAGGUCCUAGAGGAUUGGUUCCCCCAUGCUUCUCUGAUCUUUUUGACGAGCAAAGUUGCAAAGGUCUUCCCAUUUCAGUGGUGACAUGGCAUUUUUGGGCGACGCCGGCCAGAGUGGGAGCGGUGCCAUCGCUGCUGGACAGUAUUUCGCAUCAGUCGGGCCGCGACAACGUCGGUGUUGCGGAUUUUGCAAGUCUAGAGCUGGCACUCUCACGUGGUUUUGGAAUGAGUCGUGUGUUUCUUGGGAUAUGUGUUGGAAAAACAAACCGAAAACACCCUAAACCCGAAACACUGUCAAAACAUUCCAUUCCAUCUC
Molecule: messenger RNA, 1882 nt
Organism: Durusdinium trenchii
Lineage: Eukaryota; Dinophyceae; Suessiales; Symbiodiniaceae
Source: the annotation of a GenBank genome assembly